UCGCAGCAGCUGAAUCCUCCGCCGAUGGACCGAAUGUAUGUGCGGAUCCUCUGAAGUCGGAGACGACAGACACGAGGACGGAGAUGGAGAGGAGAGCUUUUUUCAAGUUUUCUUAAAAAAGAGUGACAGAAAGGAAAGAAAAGAUGGGAGAGAGAGAGAGGGAGGAUGAAGGAGGAGACUCUGAGCUCCACAUGGCUGUUUUAAAAAGAGACAAAAGCUGCAGUUUAACUUUGAUGUGUGAAACGUUUCAGAUUUCUGAAUCUAUCCGCUGGAAAUAAACACUUGUUGUUUAUGAGACACAAACUGACCGUUCAGACGAAAUCCACGUUUUAUUUCAAGCGGAAAUCAACUUUCUCUUUUUCAGACUGUCAGACGAACAUAAAUAUGAACUGAAACACAGAAAAAGGAAACAAGCUGAAGCUCUUCAUCAGCUGCUCCGGACUCACCUCUGACCUCCGCGCAGGUUGAGGACUGUCCUACCUGUCCCCUAGGUGUCCCUCUCUUCUCGGGGUCGUCGGCAUGCAGCUGAACCGGCCUCGUAGCGCCCUGCUGGGGUUCAGCCUCCCUCCUCCUCCUCCGCCUCCUCUUCCUCCUCCCUCCUUCUCCAGUCAGUUCGGCACCAUGAGGUUCUCCUAUCACCUGAGCAGCAGCGCCGCCUGCAGGACAGGUCCCUCCUCCUCCUCCAGUCCCAGCUUGCUGACGAAGAGUCUCUCUCUGGAGCCUCCCUGCUCCCCCUGCGGCCACCAGGGGGCGUUGGACGCUGACGCCGACGCAGACGCUCCCCAGCAGCCGAGCUCCGACCCAGGGCCGACCUCCUCCUCAUUGGGCCCCGCCUCCCUUGAGGGAGGGGCUCCGCUAACAGAGCGCCGCGGCUCCGCUAACGGGCUGCUGCUGGUUAACGACACGGGGCCGCCGGAGCUGCCGGCUGCCACGAUAACACCACCGAGCAAGAGCAGACCGCCGCUGCCCGGACCGAAACCUCAGGUCCCACCGAAGCCCCCCCACCUCCAGCAGCAGGCGGGCGUGUCAAGGCCACGCCCCCGGGCUCCAGACAAGCCCCUCCCCCCUCCCCCGCCCUGUAGACCCCUCCCGGCAGACCCCCGAGGAGGUGGCCGGACUCCGCCUUCCCGUGCAGACGGCACCGCCUCCCCCACCUGCGUCCUGUCACUCAUUGAGAAGUUUGAGCGCGAGCAGAUCAUCGUGGUUCCUGACAUCACCGGGGGGGCUCUGUGUCCCCGCCUCCCCGACCCCUCCUCCUCCUCCCUCUCCUCCUCCCGACCUUCAUCACCGCCAUCAUUAUCAUCGCCCGCCCCUCCCCCGCCUGGCGAGGAGCCGCUCUCUGAGCUCAAAGGUCAUGAUGACAUCACAGCGAGGGGUGAGGGGGAGGGAGAGGAAGCAGAGGGCGACCUACAUGAUGAUGAUGACGACGAUGAUGAUGAUGAAGAGCUGGCAGCGGCGUGCCGCGAUGACGUCCAUCAGAAACGUCUCUCCAUGGAGUCUGGCUACAGCGCCUCAGAGAAACAUCUGGAGGACGAGGUGGUUGCCGUGGAGAUGAGGGAGCAACAACCGCUGCCGCCGCCGCUUUUGCACGACCAAUCAGAGCUCCCCUCUGAGCGUUUGUCCCUCCCCUCCUCGCAGACGGAUGGGAAACUGGCCAAUCGGGACAGCGGGAUCGACAGCAUCAGCUCGCCGUCGCACAGCGAGGAGCUCUGCUUCGCCGGCGUGGACGACGGGGGUGUGGCUUACCCAUGCAGCCCCGCCCUCCUGCCCCGCCUCUCCAGCUCGUCCUCAUACGCCGGCGAGGGAGGGGAGGGAGAGGGAGAAGAGGGGGAGGCGCGUGGCGGAGCGAGAAGGAGGAGGGAAUUCUCUGAAGACGGAGACAGCGACCUGGAGGAGGAGGAGGCGGAGCUAACUCUGGUGCUGCCGCCGCCCACCAAGACAGACAGACAGGACUCUGCUGAGCUGUCUGUCCAGCAGAGGGUCUUCAACAUCGCCAAUGAGCUGCUGCACACAGAGAUCGCCUACGUCUCUAAGCUCCACCUCCUGGACCAGGUUUUCUGUGCCAGACUCCUGGAGGAGGCCCGCUCUCGCUCCUCCUUCCCCUGCGACGUCGUUCAGGGAAUCUUCUCCAACAUUUACUCCAUCUACUGUUUCCAUCAGCAGUUUCUGCUGCCAGCGCUGCAGAAACGGAUGGAGGAAUGGGACUCAAACCCGCGGAUCGGCGACAUCCUGCAGAAGCUGGCUCCUUUCCUGAAGAUGUACGGCGAGUACGUGAAGAACUUUGACCGAGCCAUGGAGCUGCUGAACAUCUGGAUGGAGAGAUCGGCUCAGUUCAAGAGCAUCAUCCAGGAGAUCCAGAGGGAGGAGCGCUGUGGUAACCUGACUCUGCAGCAUCACAUGUUGGAGCCGGUUCAGAGGAUUCCUCGCUACGAGCUGCUGCUCAAAGAUUAUCUACACCGACUGCCAGAGGACGCCCCCGACUACAGGGACGCCCAGAAGUCUUUGGAGCUCAUCGCCACGGCAGCAGAACACUCCAACGCUGCCAUCAGGAAGAUGGAGCGAAUGAGGAAGCUGUUGAAGGUGUACGAGUUGUUGGGAGGAGAAGAAGACAUCGUUAACCCGACUAACGAGCUCAUUAAAGAAGGACACAUCCUCAAACUGUCAAAUAAGAACGGGACCACGCAGGACAGAUACCUCAUCCUGUUUAACGACAGGUUGCUGUACUGUGUCCCGAAGUUGCGUCUGAUUGGUCAGAAAUAUGGAGUCCGUGCUCGCAUCGACGUGGACGGCAUGGAGCUGAAGGAGACCAGCAGUGUUGCAGUGCCUCGGACGUUCCUGGUGUCGGGAAAACAGCGAUCCCUGGAGCUGCAGGCCAGGACAGAGGAGGAGAAGAAAGACUGGAUCCAGGCCAUCCAGGCGACCAUCCAGAGACAUGAGCAGACAGUGGAGAGCUUCAGACAUCUGACCUGUUCGCUCCGAGACGAUGAGUCCACACCGCCUCACUCCCCGAGCUGUGUGGAGUUGGGGAAACGAGCUCCGACUCCGAUCAGAGAGAAGGAAGUCACUCUGUGUAUGAAAUGUCAGGAGCCGUUCAACUCCAUCACCAAGAGGCGACACCACUGUAAAGCCUGUGGACACGUGGUUUGUGGGAAAUGUUCGGAGUUUCGUGCUCGUCUUUCAUACGACAACAACCGAACCAACCGUGUUUGUGUCGACUGCUACGCCACGCUGGUGGGAGUGUUGCCCUCGCCCGCCACGCUGACCAGCAGCAGCCAGAGGAGGCGCUCCAUCCUGGAGAAACAGGCCUCGCUGGCAGCAGAGAACAGUGUGAUUUGUAGUUUUCUUCACCACAUGGAGAAAGGAGGGGGUCGGGGCUGGCAGAAGGCCUGGUUUGUCAUCCCUGAAAACGAGCCGCUGGUGCUCUACAUCUACGGAGCUCCACAGGAUGUGAAGGCGCAGCGUAGCGUGCCUCUGAUUGGCUUCGAGGUCUCUCUCCCUGAAUCAUGUGACCGCCUGGAGCGACGCCACGCCUUCAAGAUCUCCCAGAGUCACCUGACCCUCUACUUCAGCGCAGACGGGGAGGAGCUACAGCGGCGGUGGAUAGACGUCCUGUCGAGGGCCGGCCGAGGGGAGGAGCUUCAGAUCCACCAACCGAUUGCGGAGAGUCUGGAGGAGGAGGGGGAGGAGUUUGCUGCGGCGGAGGAGGAGAACACGUGAUUUCAUUGGACGUUGAAGGAUGGCAAUGAUGAAGGGGCGGAGUCUUUGAAUGAUGAUGAAUCCUGUUGGAAACAAAACCUACAAAACCAGUUGUAGCUGAUAUUUAACACACACACACACACACACACACACACACAAACACACACACACACACUCUGUGUAUUUAAAGUUGCGUGGUCCGUCUGCAUGAUUCCUCCCCGCUGUCCACACAAGAUGGCGUCUCUCUCUCUCUCUCUCUCUCUCGCUCACUCUCGCUCUGAUUCACCUGUUAGGUGAUGUGGGCGGAGCCUCUGGUUCAAUCAUCUUCUAUAAAUGUCUUCGUUGUAAAUUCUUCCCAGAACACAAAACCGCAGGAUUCUCCUCAGUUUGGUUUGUGGAAUGGCUCGAGACACUACAUUACCCAUGAGCCUCAGCUGCUGCUGCUGCUGCUGCUGCUGCUGCUGAUAUGAAGAAGAAAACUGACCCCAAAAUCCAAAACGUGAAUUCAAAAUUGUGAAUUUCGCAAAAGUUUCUACAAAGAUCAGCCCGCCAGCGGCUGCACGGCAACACAGUCUGAAGCUCUCUGGACAACAACGCACAUUUAAUCAACUCUAAUAGUUCCAGUUACGGACUCACUCGUGUCUCUCUUCAGUCCUCUUUACGUUUCUAGAAGACAGGAAGUCGUUUACCGAUGUACUCACUUUUUAACAGCGUUGGUUAUUGUGAGUUCAUCUUGUUUUUAACGUGCGUUACCUGACAGCCUGAAGUGACAGUUUGGAGACACCGAGAAGGUUAAAUAACAAAGUGGAUUCUCGUUUAGCUCACAGUUUAAACUGUUUGACGUUGUGUCCAGUCGUCUGUUCUCAUCUCCAGUAACUCUUCUUCUGAUUCUCACAGUCUGACGUAGAAUCUGCAUCACUGCUCAUUUAUUGCAGAUUAUUGACAGUUAAAACCCAGAAACACACUUUUUCACAAAGUCUGAUGAAAGAAACCGGAUGUUGAAUAUAACGCAGCUCAGUCACAUCCAUAUUGGACGAUUCUGCGCCUCAUGAUUUACAUCCGGUGCAGGAAGUAGUUUGUCUUUUUUGGUAAAGAAGAUGAAAGCAAAGGAGUCCAAAAAAUAGACAGUGGAUACGGGAGGUGUUGACAUGUUUGUUGGCGUGUACCUGACUGCACAGUCAAACAUUUUAGACCCCAAACAUGUUCCAGACAAGUACGCAAACGCACAAGCUUCGAGCUACACAAUAUCGCUGUCUCCUCCGUGAGCAAUCGAAAGGUCACAUGACAUCCUCUGUGUUUUUAAGCAGUACACAAUCCUCCACAGACGCCAUGUGUCUUUACUACUGUUGUCAUAGAAAUGCCUCCUUGAGGACUGAGAUCGAUCACCAGAGCAUAAAUGUGUGUUCAGACAGAAAGCAAAUUUUUGCCUCCCGACAUUCUUGCGAAUUUGUCAGUUUGUGUUUAUUCGCCCCAAACAGCCAAAACAGCGACUGUACAGUCAGUGUUUCCAUGUUUGAGCUGUAACUCCAGUUCUUUUCCCAUCCUCUCUAAACGUUUAUGAAGCAGAUCCAUGAGGCUGCGAGCGAGGCGGGAAUUAUUUGCUCAAGUUGAAACAUGUUCAACUCACGCAGACACGUCUUCUCACCCCGGCGAAUUCACAUCAACUUGCGCCUUUUCAUUGAUCGCUCUACUUCUACAAGUCUCUUCUCGUUCUGUCUGAACACACUGAAACACGUUGAGUUCUUUCACUGGGGUCACAUGUUUGCGUACUUGCGUGUAGCAUGUUCAGGGCCUUACUGUGCACACAGACCGUCUGUGUGGAAACUUGCAGACUUGAGCAUAAUAAUAAUAAUAAUAAUAAUAAUAAUAAUAAUACAUUUACAUCACACAGACCCUUGUAGUGAUGUGGAUGUGGAAAGUGUAACAUUGGCUGUAAGGUGUGGAGAUCCUGCUGGUGGACGAAUGCAGUUAACGUGACCAAUCUCAUCCUAACUGUGGUCAUCAUAACAGAUUUAGUAAAAAAAGGGAGAAUUUUAAAAUUUCAGGGUAAUCCAAGUUUUUACAGAAUCGUCCAACAUGGAUUUCCUCGCCUGGUUGAUGGGUUGAUAAUAAUGUGGACUCUGGUUGGGGUUUUGUGUUCUUCUGUCCUCCAUAACAAACAACAUCCAACCAUCUCAGUGUCAGCCACACUCGGAUGGAUUAACAAGCACAUGAACAUGUCGCAGACGGCAGCUGAGGAGUCGACCUACAACCUGACGCGAUCGUAGCUGCUGCUGCUGCUGUCGCCCGAUUCAAGAAGAGAUUAAAGACGAGAUUCUUUCCCUUUUUUUUUUUUUUUU
Molecule: messenger RNA, 6035 nt
Organism: Thunnus maccoyii (southern bluefin tuna)
Lineage: Eukaryota; Metazoa; Chordata; Actinopteri; Scombriformes; Scombridae
Gene: fgd1
Product: FYVE, RhoGEF and PH domain containing 1
Exons: 18
Coding region: 520-3717 (1065 amino acids)
Biological process (GO): cytoskeleton organization; filopodium assembly
Cellular component (GO): cytoplasm
Molecular function (GO): guanyl-nucleotide exchange factor activity; metal ion binding
Source: RefSeq, a predicted model, not a curated record